CCGUAUCUUAACUGCUCACAUUUGCCGCUUCACAAAUUCUGAUAACUUCAUUACUCCGCGUUCCUUGUCAAAAACCAGUUGUGGAAGCUGUCAAGUGUCAUAAGGACGAUCAUGAAUCGCGAAAUCCCUGGCUAUUACUACGAUAAUGAGAAAAAGAAGUAUUUCAAGAUCGAAAAAACGCAUACGGCGCCCUCGUCGGCUGCUUGGUCGUCGGACGCCGUGAAAAGGCGCAAAGUCGAGCAUGAGGCACAAAAACUUGCUGAACGCCAAGCGCAUCAAGUAAAGAAACACAUAAAGCGCCAUUUCGUUGCCAGAGAUACAGUCUCCUCCGCACUCCUUACGAGGGAGAUCGGUCUUCCCUAUGUCGCCGAGAGCGGCCGUGGUAGAGUAGAGGAUGAAGACCUUGGUGCUGCAGGGUGGGCAAGAGGCUUAGUAGCCAAAGGCAACAUCCCUUUUGCACCAAGCUUUGCAAGGGAGCGACAUGCAAAUAUGCCGUGCUUUUAUGUUUCUGGGGAAGAUGAGAAGACUGGUCUUGGGGCUUCUUAUGCCACUUUGGAUGAGGAGACUUUGGUGGGAAGCUAUAUACCUACAGAUGAGAAUGACGAAAUCCGCUUCUCAAGAGAAGCACCCAGCUCUUCCGGCAGAACCCUUUCAUUCCGUACAGAAGCGGUACGGUGUCCACAGAUGUCCUCAAUCAAGUACCACCAGCCUUCACAUACGAUACUCUUGACUUCGCGCGAACCUGACAAUACCUGCGGAAUAUACUUCUUUUCUCCACGACUGUCAAAUCAUAGGGACCCCAAUUGCCCGCAAUGGCUGCUUGGCGAAUCAAUUCUCUACCAGAGAGUCGCUGUCCCUCAUGAGGGACGUGGCGAAUGGAUGGUUCACAAUAGCACGCCCGCCCCCCCAUCUUCGGACCUUAUUUGUGUUGCUAGCUCCAACAGAGGCCUCCUCAAAAUGCACUCUGAGGGGAGCGUCUCAGUGGUUGCCCCAAGAACCGCCCAGAACGGUAUACAGCUCCCACAAGAAGCAUUUGCACAAGAUUUCCAGGAGGGAAACCAUAACGUCGUGUUUACUGGCGGGAGGCAGCCCAGGCUUUGGAUAACAGAUCUUCGCGCCCCUGAACCGCAAUGGUCGUUUGCGAACCAUGCAAGCUCCAUCUCCCAUAUCAAGAGUGUAAACCCACAUCAGGUGCUGGCAUCAGGAUUAAAGAGCUCAAUGGCUCUCUACGACGUGCGCUAUCUUUCAAGUGACCCGCUUGGAACAAAGCCAAUGCUGCAUUUUAACGGGCAUCGCAAUGAGGCUCACUUUCACAUUGGUUGGGAUGUCAGUCCGGAACUGAAAGUCGUGGCUGCAGCACAAGAUAACGGUACUGUAAAGCUUUUUUCACUCCGAUCAGGUCGCAAACUGCGAUGUCCGGCUGUCGAACUUAUCCACACCGAUACACCUGUCAAGGCGCUGAUGUUCCAGAGGAUGCCUAGAGAGAGGAUGCCAAGUCUUUUUGUUGGGGAAGGGCCUUUACUAAGGAAGUUUUCCUUCGGAACAUUGAAAUGGGAUGAUGAAGCUUGA
Molecule: messenger RNA, 1569 nt
Organism: Fusarium odoratissimum NRRL 54006
Lineage: Eukaryota; Fungi; Ascomycota; Sordariomycetes; Hypocreales; Nectriaceae
Exons: 5
Coding region: 112-1569 (485 amino acids)
Cellular component (GO): Cul4-RING E3 ubiquitin ligase complex
Molecular function (GO): protein binding
Source: RefSeq, a predicted model, not a curated record